Messenger RNA from Saccostrea echinata, 1049 nucleotides. RefSeq lists its product as uncharacterized. Lineage: Eukaryota; Metazoa; Mollusca; Bivalvia; Ostreida; Ostreidae. The transcript has a single exon. Bases 13 to 897 code for a protein of 294 amino acids. The record is from RefSeq and is a predicted model, not a curated record.
AUAUUUUGAGCGAUGGGUUUUGACACAGACUGUUUAAGAAUAGUCAGCAUGAACGCCACGGGGCGCAAGGGAAGGGAGUACUAUGACUUCCGACAGUCCAACUUGCGGCACCUGGUGGAAAAUGAGAGGCCUGAUAUAAUGUUUCUUCCGGGAGACAACCCAGGACCAGACACAUUCACACAUACAAGCUAUCAGCAGUUACUGGACCCCACCAACAACGAGACGGUUCUUCUAUAUGAUUCCACGCGUCUGAAGGUUCACCAAAGACCGACCGGGCCACAAUUCUCAAUCCCAAACUGUGAUUUUGACAAAGUUCUAACACCGCUUGUAGACAUCUACUCACCAGCUCCAGCACAAAGCAUUGUGAAGCAGUUCAUCUGCGUCUCUUGGCACUGGGAACUAACUUCCACCGGAGGAUCACAAGUUUUAUACGAAAACGGAAGAUCCUACAUGAUGUUUGCACAACUGCUCGCCUGGUUCACUGGAAACGAGGUUUUGAUUGGUGGAGACUUUAAUUUACCUAUGACAAAAAUUAAUGAACUGAUUAAAGAGCACAAUAAUCUGGUUCAGCAAGGCAUUGAAAGCUUGAAACCGGUUUUUCGGCAGCUAGGUUACAUGGAUUGCAUGACCGAAACAAUCCAUCGGCCUGAGCGAAGACUUCGGCAAUUAAAGCUCCACAAAUGCAAGAGUGCAAAUGCAACGGAAACAAAUUUCUUUGUGGCGUCCAAAGAGAUGCAACUGUUCGAGACCAGACAUGUGAAAUUGGAGAGUCUCUCAUAUCGCUGCGCCGGGCUACAGCUACAGACAAGAGUGGAGACUGGUUACCACCCAGAACCAACUUAUACCAAGACCCAGAUGUAUAUACCACAAAGGCCCCCAAAACAUAACGGGGGAUAGUAGAAGACUUAGAUUAAAACUCGAUUCUGAUCUUUUAGAAUGAUUUCAUAUUUAUUUUGUACAAUAACUUGAAUCUGUGUGUAAUUAUUUUUGUCUGCAAGUCUUUUUUACACCUGACAAUUUAUAUAAAUAUAUUUUAAAAAUAAUUACAA